AUGUCUGAUGCAGCAGGGCUAGUAGUUGGGUCAAUACCUCAAAGCAAUGCCAAACGACCACGCAUCGCAUCGCCACAUUCAGGACGUCGUGUAUCCAAGAUCACUCGAGCAUGUGACGCUUGUAGACUAAAGAAAGCGCGUUGCACAGGCACGAAGCCGUGUCCUGCUUGCGAAAAGCGCGGCGCGCUGUGCUCAUACGAUAGUCAAUACAUGCGCGGACGACCACCAACUCCUCCAUCAUCAGCCUUGGCCCCUGAUCAGAACCCUGAAAUGCUCUCUGAGGACCAGAGGUCACCUCGGUUUCUAGACUCAGAGGUCGCUCCAACAUACACUGGGCUUAGUUCGAGGAACUCACCCGAGCUGCAUUUGACUGACGUUCAGGGUCAGUACGUUGACCCUACUUCGGGUCUAUCGUUUCUUGAACGAGCCCGAGAUCGAUUUUCCUCGCAUCGCACGCCAAAGGGACAUGUGAUUCAGGACGAAGACUGGAGCUACAAACAACAACCUGUCCUUGACGCGGGUGACAAGCCUCUGGCGCUUACAGAUGGAGAUUCUAGCAUGACGACAACACUUCCAGAUGGAGAUCAUGCUACCGAAUUGCUAGAUAUCUACUUCGAUGUUUGUGUCGCCACUUACAAGCCGCUACAUCGCCAGACGUUAGACGCAUGGCAUAGACAGACAUUGCAGAACGCCGCAGCUGCGCGACCACGAAUUCACAAUCUAGGGCAUGCGAAGCUGUCGACACUAUUCGCCGUCUUCGCUGUAGCUACAUAUCAUCGGCGGAAGACACUGGACUUCUCUCCGAACGAAAGCGAUGCCCUGUUCAAAGCAUCAUUAGAGUUGACGAGAAACGAAACUGGCUUGCCACGUCUGGAGUCCGUCCAAGCAAGGCUCAUUCAGGUGUUCUACCUCCUCAUGACGUGUCGUAUGAACCAGGCGUGGUUCACAUUUGGAACAGUCUUGCAGUUGGUUUCGUCACUUGGCUUGCACAGAAGGGAGAGGCGGCCUCGACAAGAUAGGGACUAUGUGUAUCGACAGUGUCAAAGACGUACAUUCUGGACAACGUACAUCCUCGACAAAUACUUCGGAGUCCUAAUGGGUCGUCCUCAGCAUUUCCACGACGAUGACAUUGAUCAGGAUUAUCCGGAUUGUGUCAACGAUGAGGACAUGACUGCUACGGGAUGCAAGAUCUCCGACGAUCCUGACGACUGCUUGAUCGAGGCUUUUGUUGAGAAUGCAAAGCUUGCCCGCUUAGUCGGAAUCAUCUCUCGGAAGUUGUAUCCUACUCGACCUUUAUCGACCAACAAGAGGCUGGAAGUGACGCACAAACUACAGCAUGACAUUGAUGAGUGGUACAGCUCUUUGCCAGCAUUCCUCAGCACUGUGAAACCGACGAGCUUGAUACGUAGCUUACAACGACAAUCGGUAGCCAUGAAGAUGGCACAUUGUCAUGCAAUCAUGCAUCUGCACCGACCCUUCCUGUUGCGACCCGCUGCACAGGACGCUGAAGCCAGUAUAAAACAAUGUGUGACGGCUGCAUUCACUGUGCUUCGCACUGCUGACAAUAUAGCGACCUCUGGAAGGAUGUUUCAUGCAUUCUGGUGGACGCACUACGUGACCUUCUGUGCCUUAAGCAUUACAUACGUCUGGCAAAUUCAGAGACCCCGAUACGACUGCGGUCUAGACACUGAACACCUCUUCAAGCUUGCUGAAAGAUGCCAAACGCACCUGGCACAUGCGACGGCGUCAAAUUCACCAAGUAGAAGAUAUAGUAUCAUCUUGGAAGAGUUGCGAGCUGAGGCUGGACUCAACUCUGGGUGUCAUCCUGCUACCGGGAUGAAUGAUGAUGAAAAUGCAUCGACCUCGAACCUAGCUUUCGAGGCUAAUCAAGGAGAUUUUUCUGCCGCAGCUAACUUAUUCGAGAGCUGGCAAAUAUCGGACUGGCUCGAUCUUGAUGCUCUUGCAUAUGGUUAUCCCAAUGGUUCCAGUCCAGACCUCGGCGGCGUUGAUGCUGUCUUCCAUUGA
Molecule: messenger RNA, 2025 nt
Organism: Aureobasidium melanogenum CBS 110374
Lineage: Eukaryota; Fungi; Ascomycota; Dothideomycetes; Dothideales; Saccotheciaceae
Exons: 3
Coding region: 1-2025 (674 amino acids)
Biological process (GO): positive regulation of transcription by RNA polymerase II; DNA-templated transcription
Cellular component (GO): nucleus
Molecular function (GO): zinc ion binding; DNA-binding transcription factor activity, RNA polymerase II-specific; sequence-specific DNA binding
Source: RefSeq, a predicted model, not a curated record